AUGAACGUGACACAGAAGUUAGAGGAACUAAUGCUAUCCAUCGAAGGAAUCUGCGCCAUCUUCGCCACAGAUUACGAUGGUGUAAUUGUGGUGCAAGUGGGUGAUGUGCCGCGCAGCAAAACCAACACAAAUUGGUUGAUCACCGCCCAUUUGAAUGUGAUCGGACAAAUUCCGAAAUUGUUGAUGGGCGAUCAUCAAAGCUCGUUUUUCCAGUUUGAUUCGGUUCAGGCGGCCGUGCAUUCGAUUGAUGAGUAUUUUUUCUAUGUUUUGGCUGGCAAUGUGGUGAGUUUUGAAGGUUUUACGUGUAAACCUCAACAAAAUUCAAAAUUUUUGAUAAAAUCUAUGUUUUCUAGUAGAUUCCGACCCGCUGAUCACUAUCCCGUUGUCAAAAAUCACUUACCUCAACUCUGCAUCGAGUUAUGACGUGGCAAAGUUUUACAGCUAAGGUUUUUCUUCGAAAAAUUUGGUUUAUACUAUCUCUAAACUUAUUUUCCAACGAAAAACCUUACAAGGGAAGUGCAUAGGGUCAGGUGUUGAACUUUUGAUGAAACGUUCGAAAUAUACCAAAUCGACCAUGCUGAUCACGAUUCCGAAGUCAAAAAUUGCCACAAAUGCAUGUGAGCACUUUUCUGGAGCUCCAAAGUUGGAAUUGAGUUUUGGUUUUUGCCCAUUUUCACCAUAUUCCUGGGUGGAAAAUCAAUUUUUAUAACUUGAAUAAGGUUGUUCACCACAUUCGAAAACCUAUCAGCUUUUUAGUUUUUCAAAAAAUAUGAAAAACCAGCUGAAAACUGUAAUUUUCAAAAAUGCACAAAAAACUUUGAAAAACGUGUGUAUUUACGUGUGUUUGUGUGUAUUUUCAGGACUUUCUUAAAAAUUACAGUUUUCAGCUGGUUUUUCAUAUUUUUUGAAAAACUAGAAAGCUGAUAGGUUUUCGAAUGUGGUGAACAACCUUAUUCAAGUUAUAAAAAUUGAUUUUCCACCCAGGAAUAUGGUGAAAAUGGGCAAAAACCAAAACUCAAUUCCAACUUUGGAGCUCCAGAAAAGUGCUCACAUGCAUUUGUGGCAAUUUUUGACUUCGGAAUCGUGAUCAGUAUGGUCGAUUUGGUAUAUUUCGAACGUUUCAUCAAAAGUUCAACACCUGACCCUAUGCACUUCCCUUGUUAGCUAUAGUACUUUUCUACGUCAUAACUCGAUGCAGAGUUGAGCUAAGUGAUUUUUGACAUCGGGAUUGUGAUCAGCGGGUCGGAAUUGACUAGAAAACAUGGAUUUCAUCAAAAAUUGUGAGUUUUUCAUGAAUUUUCUGAUGAAAAUGACGAUUUUCCUGCAAAAUUGCUCAUUUUACACUGAAAAUGCUGCAAAAUCUCACGAUUUGCUCAGAAAUCCACUCAUUUCAGACACCGACCGGAGCAAUUCUCAACAUUCGCGAUCAACUCCUUCCAAUCAGCAAUUAUUUGACGAAAAUCUGCCCGCCUGUUGAAAGUGAGUUCUUCUAAGUCGAUUUUUUUCAAUAUCUAAUAUCGAUUUUUUUUGCAGGAAUUCCCGACGACGAUGUGAUGAGCUACAUGUAA
Molecule: messenger RNA, 1568 nt
Organism: Caenorhabditis angaria
Lineage: Eukaryota; Metazoa; Nematoda; Chromadorea; Rhabditida; Rhabditidae
Source: the annotation of a GenBank genome assembly